AUGUCUUACGGAUUCCAGAUAUUUUUCUUCUUAUUCUACUGCCUGGCGUGCUUCUGGCCAGAACUUGGCGCCGAAAGCAACCUAAGGAUAGUUAAUCAAUGGGCUGAGUUGGAAUUCGUCUUCCCUGAUGAAGAAACCAAGCAGAUUGCUAUGACCAAACAGCAUUAUGUGCCGGGGAAGUCAAUACCUAUUGACGUAGAUGUGCAGUAUAGAAAGGACUCUCUAUCGCCACGAAUUUUUGUAACGACACCUCGCUUCAGCGAAGGUCGUCCCGUAACUCUGGGCACAGUGGACGAGAAGGGCAAAAUCUCUGGAUACCCUGACUACUCCUGGCACGAAAAUCAAGGUCAGAACUGCGAAGGACUAACGUCAGUAUUUAGGACUGCGAUAGACGAAUGCAACAGACUUUGGGUAAUGGACACAGGCAAGAUCGGCGACACGCAACACUGUUCUCCACAGUUGUUGGCUUUCGACCUCGACAAUGACAAGCUCGUCUACCGGUACCGGUUCAACCAAUCUGUUUAUAAUGAACAGUCAUUGUUUGUUACUCCAGUAAGUUAGCAUUGUCUUCUUCUU
Messenger RNA from Hyposmocoma kahamanoa, 576 nucleotides. Its product is annotated as protein yellow-like. Lineage: Eukaryota; Metazoa; Arthropoda; Insecta; Lepidoptera; Cosmopterigidae. The record is from RefSeq and is a predicted model, not a curated record. The transcript has 3 exons. Gene Ontology annotation, cellular component: extracellular region. The coding region runs from base 1 to 561 and encodes 186 amino acids.